This is a messenger RNA of Penicillium riverlandense, 255 nucleotides long. RefSeq lists its product as uncharacterized. The record is from RefSeq and is a predicted model, not a curated record. Lineage: Eukaryota; Fungi; Ascomycota; Eurotiomycetes; Eurotiales; Aspergillaceae. The coding region runs from base 1 to 255 and encodes 84 amino acids. The transcript has a single exon.
AUGGGACACACCUCUGCUCCGCCGCAUCCCAGAGUCGACGACAGCCACUCCGGAACCCUUGACUUGCCCAUCGCCGUGAUACUGUACCCGGGCAUCACGCCCUCCUCUCAGGCGUCCAUACCUGAGAAAUACCGUGCCGAGCCGCGCUUGCGCCCUGCCCAACUUAAUCCCUUCCUCGAGCUUCCCCGCAAUCGCGUUUCUCAUUCCCGGACGAUGCCAGCCUUCGCCAUCAUUCCGCCAGGGGGAAGGCAGUAG